ACAUCAAUAAUUACUUAUUAGUUUAUUCACACAUGCUUUGUCAUUAGUGUAUUGAGUACUAUUCUCAAUACUUUAUUUUAUUUCAUAUCAUCCAUUGCAGCAUGAAUGGCGCAUCGAUACCUUCAUCACUGGAUGCAUGUAAGUCCCAAACCCUCACUUUCACCAUAGUCAAAAUCCCCACUGAUCUCACACCCCCGCAGCCGAUUAUGACCCUAUCGACCAUUUAAACACGAUAUUUUCCCAUCCUUCGACUCUAGGCUCUAUAAAUCAGACAGCUGUUGCAUUGCAAGCUCAUCAAGAUGAGCUCUCAAGUAAUAUCGCCGAUCUCGUGGCCACUCAAGCAUACAAUGACGAUUCCUCACUCAAACGUAUGCAAGCCGCAAAGUCGGAACUGGCAGACCUCUUUAAGAAGAUCGAAUCUGUACGGACACGGGCUAUACAGACGGAGCAAACAAUCACCUCGAUGACCGCAGAUAUUAAGAGGCUGGAUGGCACAAAGAAGAACUUAACUUUGAGCAUGACAGCUCUAAAAAGAUUACAAAUGCUUACGACUGCUUAUGAACAACUAAGAGGUCUGGCAAAAACAAGACAAUAUCGAGAAUGUGCGAGCUUGCUACAGGCUGUGCUGCAGCUUAUGAAGCAUUUCAAUAGUUACAGGAGCAUAGACCAGAUUGCUACCUUGAGUAGGGGCGUCUCGGAGUUACAGAGAGAGUUAUUGGAACAAGUCUGCGAGGAUUUUGAGAUGGCAUUUGCCAAAGGCGAGGUGGGAAAUAAGAAAGCAGUGCUGGCAGAGUCAUGUCUGGUGAUGGAUGCAUUGGGAGAUAAUGCUCGAGCAAGAUUGGUGACCUGGUAUGUCAAUACACAAUUGAGGGAGUAUAGGCAGGUUUUCAGGGGAAAUGACGAAGCAGGGAGCUUGGAUAAUAUCGGCAGAAGGUACAGUUGGUUCAGGAGAAUGCUGAAGACAUUCGAAGAUGAGCACGCCGGAAUAUUUCCUGCUGGAUGGAGAGUUAAUGAGGUCCUGGCAAAUGCAUUUUGCGAAGGUACCAGGGAUGAUUUCAAGGGAAUCUUAGAGAGGAGCAUGCGACGAACAGACGGAAUUAAAAUUGACGUCAAUUUGCUCUUGAGUUGUCUUCAGGAGACUAUGGAUUUCGAGCAAAGUCUUGAGAAGAGAUUCGCGACAGAGACAAGAGCAAGUAUCGAUACUCUUAGCUCUCUCGAAGAUAAACCCCUGACAUUUCAUGGGUCUAUUUCCGAAGCCUUCGAACCAUAUCUCAGUCUUUGGGUUGAGUCACAAGACAAACAACUCGCCACGAUGAUACCCAAAUAUCGUAUCCAACCAAUGUUAGCAGCUGAUGAAGAAUUCUCCCCACAGGCUGUGAUACCGUCAUCUAUUGAGCUCUUUCAUUUUUAUAAGACAUCCCUGGCUCAAUGCGCCAAAUUAUCAACUAGUGAACGGCUCCUAGACUUCUCGAAGAUCCUAGCCAAAUAUCUCGAUCAAUAUGCUCAGCAAGUUCUAUUAUUUUUCUUACAAGGGGCAGGAGGGCCCAGCCUUGAAAAUACUAUCCUUGUUCUCAACACGGCAGACUAUUGGCAUGCUAAUACUCAGCAAUUGGAAGACAAUUUGAAAAGAAGAAUAGACAGUGAUUUGGCAACAAAGGUGGACUUGUCAUCACAGUCUGAUGCGUUUAUGGGCGUUGCAAGCGCAGCAGUUUUAUCAUUGGUGAACCGAGUAGAGGUUGAUUGCGAAGGAUCAUGGCGUGAGAUGAAGAAUACGAAUUGGAGCAAAAUGGAAAGUGUAGGGGAUCAGAGCAGCUAUGUUGCAGAGUUGUUGAAACAUGUCAAUGAUCGAGCAGCGGAAAUAUUACCUUUGGUUGGGAAGCAGCAAUAUGCCCGCGCGUUUUGUGAUAAAGUUGUUGAACAUUUGGCCAAUACGUAUAUCGCAAACAUCGUUCAGUGUCGACCUGUGUCCGAGGUAGGCGCCGAACAGGUAUGUAUAAAUCUUCAAGUACAUGGUAUUCACUUCUAGUUCGUAUUUUCUAACGUCCUCUUCAGAUGUUGCUAGACAAAUAUGUCUUAACUAAAGGAUUGACAACUUUGCUCACUCAUUCCCCUACUCCCUCCUCAGCCACUGCAAAUACUGCAUUUCAAAAACGUGUAAAUAAUAUAAUGACUCGUCUGGACCCGCUUCUCAAAACGCUACAAGUCCGUCCGUCACCGCCAGAAGGGCUGGUUCAAGCAUACCUCAUUCACAUCGGCGACCGUAGUGAUACGAACUUUCGGAAAAUACUAGAAUUGAAGGGUGUUAGAAAGCAAGAUCAAACUGCAUUGGUUGAAAUGUUUGGUAUGCAUAGAGAUGGCAAGGCUAAUGAGCAACUGGUACAAAAUUCACCUCUUCUCACGCCACUCAUGAAUGUUGCGGGACUUGGUAGCACAGGUUUAGGGAUUGGAACACCUAGUGGCAUGCCAGGUUUACAGACACGAUUUGACCCCGGUGGUUUCGGAGAAAAGCUAUUUAGUGCGGCCAGGGAUAGUAUAGGAACUGGAGGGGUUGGUGAUAGAGGGAUCAGUCCUUUGGGCGAGGAUGCAAAGGCUACCGUGGAGGGAAAUUUGAAGAGUAUUGGAAAGUUCUUCAGAAGAGAUAUGACUGGGUUUGGUGGAAUGAAUAUAGGGGGAAGGUUUGGUGCUAAAAGAGACGGUAGUGUAGAUGAUUAUACCAAGUAGUAGAUAGGAAAGUGAUGGAUCGGAUUUAGAAUAUAAUCAGUCAGUCCUAUGAUGAUGUCAAUACAUCGUCACAUGCUGAAAAAUAUGUUCCCCUGGAACUCGGGUCCGGAGAGAGGUACGGAUAAGUCAUGUGAAUUUACGCUCAGGAGGCCAGAGAAUGACCUUGCGAAAUGAAACAGAAGAGAUGGAUAACCUGAGGAGAGAGAGCGCCGCAGAUCUAUUAUACUAUUUUCCGACGAAAUGUGGUAUGGUAAUUGGGACUCAAGCCAUAACUGCACCUUUGUUGAUAUCAAAUGAUUAUGAUGAGGCAGUUGGAUGAUGUUUAGAGGAUAUUACACGAUGAGGGAGUAGACGAGGGAGUACUGUAAUGAUCAAGCUAUUUUGUAUCUACGUAGUUAGUGUUCAAUACAUCGGAAAUUG
This is a messenger RNA of Sclerotinia trifoliorum, 3141 nucleotides long. Lineage: Eukaryota; Fungi; Ascomycota; Leotiomycetes; Helotiales; Sclerotiniaceae. The record is from the annotation of a GenBank genome assembly.